This is a messenger RNA of Psilocybe cubensis, 1518 nucleotides long. RefSeq lists its product as uncharacterized. Lineage: Eukaryota; Fungi; Basidiomycota; Agaricomycetes; Agaricales; Agrocybaceae. The transcript has a single exon. Bases 1 to 1518 code for a protein of 505 amino acids. The record is from RefSeq and is a predicted model, not a curated record.
AUGGCAAAUGGGAGAACCAGUACGAGUUCAUUAACAUUGCGCAACCCGACAGCAUCGCCGGUAUCAAAAUUGACUGAGGACAUCCUCUGGCUUAUCUUCAUGAUCAAUACAGUCAGCUAUUCUCCCUCAGACGAAGAGCUGUCUGAUCCAAACUGUUUGCCUCUCAACAUCGCGCGCUUGAGUUCUCAAGUUUGUCAUCAAUGGAGGCAUGUUUUACUCAAAACUUCCUCUGUGUGGGCACGGCUCUUAGACUGGCGUUCCCUCAAUCAGGAAACAGACGACUGGAGAAACGAGGUCCUCGGACGUACAGGCACGUCAUUAUUGUGGAUUGGAGGACACGAUGAAACGGAUUCUGAUGAGCCCAAGGACUCGACGUUGUUAUUUUUUCACCGCCUGGUCGUCGAUCAUUGGGAACGCAUCGAAAGAUUGAUGCAGUUCCCCACACAGUAUGAGCGUAUCGACGGUCUGCGAUAUGUUGUCCAACGGCCAGCACCCAACCUGAAGAUGUUUGCGUUCCCGGAUUCUCCUAGGGACUACCAUGAAUUCGAGGGAUCGAUGUUUGCCGGUCAAGCACCCCGACUCAGGGUAUUCCAUGCCAUGGGGACUCGGUGUCAUCUGGAGAUUGCGUGGAUGUCGAAUAUUCGCGAAUUAGCAUUAGGCAGACUGUUCAAUAACAAAGUAGUAUGUCGCGUGUUGACGCAACUACCGCGACUGGAAAUUCUUGAGCUCGACGGACACACGAUCAUCGAUGGGUAUCAACCACCAGUUAUACAUUUGCCAGAGCUACGGGUAUUAAAAUUGUGGGCGUGUAUUUCUUACGUGGCAUGCAUCAAGCCACACCCAGGAUGCGCCCUACUUUUGUGGCAAGAGGGACAGACGGACCGCGAUCCCUUCGAAGUUUACACACAAGCCAUCUCUACUUUGAUUCACAACAAUAUCUCAAUGCACCCAGCAAAACGCGCAUAUCUGGAAUGCAGGACAUCCAUUUUUACACUCAGCGAAGCUCACAUCGACCAUUCCGGACACUUUUCCCGCAAGGACGAAACGUUUGACAUAACCAUAUGCCCUGACACUACAUCAUCAUUUGCUGUUAUCGAACGCCUACUUCUGGCACUGGAGUCACCAUACUUCUCCACUACAUUACAGAUGACCUUAGCUUGCGACGUGAUGAUGGAAUCUACAAGAGUGUGCCAGGCGUUCAAUCGGUUUUGUUCACAUUUUUCCGGCUUGGAGAUUUUAUCGCUUCAUCCCACCGACAUAAACAUGCUCUUAAAUGAUGGGUGUUUGGAGCAUCUUUUAUUUCCGAAGCUUCAUACUCUUAUUCUGCUCGGACUCGGGUCCGUGGAGAACAGAAUAUGUUGGAUCGACCCAUUUACUCGUUAUCUUUCUUAUAGGCGAGACCGAGGAUUCCCGAUCACGACCAUUGAUCUCCGAACCGAGUUGUGUUUCCAAGGGGGGAUACCAAAGAGUCUGGAAUGUCUUGACUCGUUUGCAGGUAUGAAGAUUCUGUGGAAGUGA